AUGGAAUCUCGACUCACCCGGAGAGAGGUGGACGUGGUGCUUGCAGAGCAGGAGUUGCAGGGCCAGCUGGCUCGCGUCUACUACAAUCUUGUUUUGCGGCAGCGCACUUACCGUACUCACCUCGACUACAUCAAGAAGAUUCAUGACAUGAUACGCGACAUGGAAGGUCGAGUCAAGGCCCUGACGCCGUUUCACGCGUCAAGCGGGCUGUAG
Molecule: messenger RNA, 213 nt
Organism: Leishmania braziliensis MHOM/BR/75/M2904
Lineage: Eukaryota; Euglenozoa; Kinetoplastea; Trypanosomatida; Trypanosomatidae
Exons: 1
Coding region: 1-213 (70 amino acids)
Source: RefSeq, a predicted model, not a curated record